GUGUGUGUGUGUGUGUGUGUGCGAGUACCACGUCUUUUAAGCGAAACUCUCAGCAAGGCCGGGUCUUCUUCUUCUCUCCACCGAUUCUUCUUCUUUAUCGCCGGUCAUUAUUACAAUUUCCAACCUGACUAAGUGUCAAAUGCACAACUAAGUUUACCAGUAACUACUAUUAAAGUUGGUGUAGGUACCAGGCGCCACGUGUGACAGACAACCCUCCUCUCUAAGGCUGCUACUACAGAGUAAUCUAUCUGCCGAGACUCCUUCCUAGAUCAACCGAUUUAACGAUACUCCAAUAAUAGUGAAGUGUGACUAACGAGAUACACACUAUCUCCAUUCUCUUGAUUGAACGAGUAUCCUUCAGUCUCCUCCCUACAGCCGAUAUAAACUACAAUGGACGACGUGGCUACUUCUCGUAUGGGAACUCGAGUGUAUAUUGGUCGUUUGUCUUACCAUGCCAGAGAGAAAGAUGUGGAGAGGUUUUUCCGCGGAUUCGGUAGAAUCAGAGAUAUCAUGCUGAAAAAUGGCUAUGGAUUUGUUGAAUUUGAAGAUUAUAGGGAUGCUGAUGAUGCAGUAUAUGAGUUAAAUGGUAAAGAACUAUGUGGCGAGAGAGUAAUUGUGGAACAUGCUCGUGGGUUACCAAGGAGUGAGGAAAGUUGGCGUGAUAGAGAUAGGGGUUCACGCUUUCCACCCCGUCGCCGAGGAGGCAGAGACAACAGGUAUGGGCCUCCCACAAGGACAGAGUUCAGACUUAUAGUCGAAAAUUUAUCAUCUAGAGUCAGUUGGCAGGAUCUCAAAGACUAUAUGCGACAGGCUGGUGAAGUGACAUAUGCUGAUGCUCAUAAGGACCGUAAAAAUGAGGGAAUUGUAGAGUUUGCCACAUAUUCAGAUAUGAAAAAUGCCUUAGAUAAAUUGGAUGAUACAGAAAUUAAUGGGAGGCACAUAAGGUUGAUUGAAGACAGACCCCGUAAGCGUAGGCGCAGCUCUCGCUCUCAUUCACGUAGCCGAUCAAGGUCCCGAUCUCGGUCCCGCAGAAGGAGCCGGUCUCACUCUCGUUCUCGAUCUGGGUCUCAUCACAGUCGAUCCCGUUCCGAACAGUCUCGGUCUCGUUCUAGAUCAAGAAGUAGGCAGUCUGCAAGCCGCAGUCCAAGUAAAAGCAGGAGCAAGAGUCCUAGCCAUUCCAGAUCCAACACGCCACGGUCACGGUCAGUAAGCAAGAGUAAAUCUAAGUCACGGUCUCCUUCACCAUCCCGUUCUAAGUCUAGAACUCCGGAACCAAAGGAAAAUGGUUCACCAGUUGAAGAAAAUCAAGUCAAUGACAAAGAUGCUAAAGAAUGAUAAUUUGUGCAAUUUAAUUUUAUUUUUUAAUAUUUGUAAACAAAACCAUCCCUUGACCUGUAUAAGACUUAAAGGUCUCACUGCAGUUUGUUUUCCCCACUCAUCACAGAAAUUUGUAUCCUGCCCUUUCAUUCUUCAAGGCAUUUAAUCAUUGUAAAUAGUCAUCAUCUUUUGGGAGAUUUUCUCAAAAACUAAUUACAUCCCCAUUUUUAUUUAGUAAAUGGAUAGUUUUGGUUGUUCUUGAAAAACUAUUUCACUCCAAAACUAUUUCACUUAAUUUACACAAACAUUUUGAUUUUGUCAUUGAAGUAGGUCUAAAAAUAAAACGACAUUCAUUGGUUACUUUUGCAGUUUUAUUUUUAUUUCUUUAGCCUCUGCUUUAAGAAAUAUACAAUUGGCUUUUUAUUCUGAACAUGGGUUGACAAUUUCUUAAGAGUAUAUAUGUAAGCAAGAUUUAAGAAUAGUUAGAUAAAUAUUUAAAAAUCAAGACGUUUUGUGUAUGUGACUGGAUCUUGAAAGAUGCUGAAAAGCUUUGAUGGCUCCUUUUUCAAAUGCUAGGCUUUUGCAUCUUCAAUAUUGUACUGUGAUCUUAGUCAAUAAAAUUGGCAACAUCUGCUGAGAUAUAAACUUGAA
Octopus sinensis (East Asian common octopus) is the source of this 1968-nucleotide messenger RNA. RefSeq names its product serine/arginine-rich splicing factor 6. Bases 391 to 1335 code for a protein of 314 amino acids. NCBI's taxonomy places the organism in Eukaryota, Metazoa, Mollusca, Cephalopoda, Octopoda, Octopodidae. Gene Ontology annotation, molecular function: mRNA binding. The record is from RefSeq and is a predicted model, not a curated record. Gene Ontology annotation, cellular component: ribonucleoprotein complex; cytoplasm; nucleus. Gene Ontology annotation, biological process: mRNA splice site recognition; alternative mRNA splicing, via spliceosome. The transcript has 9 exons.